UAUGCAAAAUGUAUUUUUGUUUCUUCCUGUGCAGAUCCUUGUUUAUACAUCGAGAAGUUUGCACAAAAACUUGAAUUUGGCGAUAAAACUGAUGCCGUAGGUAGGACAGCCACCAGAAUACUUCAAAGAAUGAACAAGGACAGUAUUCAUAUUGGUCGUAGACCAUCAGGUCUAUGUGGUGCAGCUUUACUGAUUGCUGCGCGAUUGCACGAAUUUAACAGAUCACCUACUGACAUUAUAAAAAUUGUCAAGGUACAUGAAUCUACUUUGCGUAAAAGAUUAAUGGAAUUUGGCGAUACACCAUCCAGUGCUUUGACUUUGGAUGAAUUUGAGACGGUAGACUUAGAAGAGGAAGAUCCUCCAGCAUUUAAAGCAGCACGUAAAAAGGAUAGAGAACGUUUACAAGGGUUACAAAACAUAGACGAAGAAAUAAGCGACUUGCAAGCAGAAAUUGAUAGACAAUUGGAAGAUUAUAGAGCAGGGAAAACAAAGAAACGCAAGAAGAAUGUAUCUUCUGCAGAGGAUCCUAUAGAGAAUGAAGACGCAGAUAGAUUUAUUCACGAAAGUAAUAUAGACAUAAUCCAACAAUAUGUUGAGAAUCAGGUUGAUGAUCCCGAUGAAAACUUUCGAGAUACGAUAGUAAAUGAGAGUAAUAGCUCACUUACUACAGGAUUAAGUCCAAAUAUAGCAUCAAUGAUAUUUCCGAAUAAUCGUCCAAAUGAACCGAAAGAACAAGAUAACUUGGAAAAUUUUUCCGAGGAAAUUUAUACGAACGACAUCGAUGAUGAGGAAUUAGACAGUUAUAUUCUCUCGGAAAAAGAAUCACAAUCUAAAUCUGCUCUCUGGAAUAAGGUCAACGCCGACUAUCUUGUUCAACAAAAGGAAAAAGAAGAAAAGCGUUUGAAAGACAAGGAAGAAGGUAAAACUGAAAAAAAAAGGAGAAAGACAGUUUCCAGAAAGAACAAAACGCCUGCAAAUUCUGCUGGCGAAGCAAUUGAGAAAAUGCUGCAAGAAAAGAAAAUAUCCUCCAAGAUUAAUUAUGAAGUGUUGAAAAGUAUAAAUAAUCAGCAACAAAACAAUCAAGAGUUAUUUACAAUGAAUAUGUCAGAAUUAGACGACGCAACAUUUAACAAGCCAAUACCAAUCAAUUCUACGUCGAAAACUGCGGAGCUUCCGCUAUCGAAAAAAUAUCGCUCUAUUAAACCAAAUACUGAACAACCGAAGAAGAUAUAUAAAAUAGCAAAGAAAGAAAAUGAAGAAUUCAAAAAAGAAGAAAUUAAUUCAGUUGAAGUUACAGCAGACACGUCCGAAAACGCUUACGAUAAUGAUGAUUACUUUGAUGAAGAAGAACCUGAUCCUACUGAAAUAUCACUUGGACAAAUACUUGAAUCUCACGCAUCUGAAGAUGAAUUUUGUAAUAGCUAUGAAUACGAAUAGAAAUCUAAAUGUAUGUAUACUAUAUAUUUUUAAUUUAAUUUAUUUAAGUAGUCAAAUAUCCUAUUCUCAACACAUCUAUUUCAUAUGCUAUUGUAAACAUUUUUAACUUUUCUUAAUAUUUCCUUAAAACUU
Messenger RNA from Nylanderia fulva, 1569 nucleotides. The record is from RefSeq and is a predicted model, not a curated record. NCBI's taxonomy places the organism in Eukaryota, Metazoa, Arthropoda, Insecta, Hymenoptera, Formicidae.